This is a messenger RNA of Myripristis murdjan (pinecone soldierfish), 1866 nucleotides long. RefSeq names its product piggyBac transposable element-derived protein 4-like. The record is from RefSeq and is a predicted model, not a curated record. Lineage: Eukaryota; Metazoa; Chordata; Actinopteri; Holocentriformes; Holocentridae. Bases 1 to 1866 code for a protein of 621 amino acids. The transcript has 2 exons.
AUGGCUUCGGCUAAGGAGGUGAAGUUCACCGUGCAGGAGGUCCUCGACAUGGUCAUGGACAACAGUGCAGCUGAUGUCCUUGCCCUGGAUUCAUCGUCUGAGGAGGAGGAUUUACUGCAGCGGGAGGGAGGUGAUGUGAUCGAUCCCGACUAUCGUCUUCCUUCAUCCGAAAGUGAUGAUGGUGAUGAUGAGGAGGAGGAGGAGCCACAGCCCGGCCCCUCAACAGCAACCCCCAAGCCUAGACGGAGGCGGCAAACAUCUAUGCCUGCACCUCCAGCAGUGACUCCCAAGCGUCCUAGGAGUAGAGCUUCGUCUGUCUCUGGAGGUGGACAGGAAGAGGACAGAUGGUGUGGUAGAGAGGAGAUGGACCAGACGCCAGAUCUGCUGAAAUUCAAUCCAGCCAGGACGCCAGGGCCCACAGUUGACACCACAACAUCAUGGUCCCCACUGACACUUUUCCAGCUUUUUUUCAGUGCCUCUGUAGUCCGGACCAUCAUUGACAACACCAACGCCAACGCAGCGAAAAGACUACAGGCUGGGAAGAAGUAUGUUUGGAGACCACUGAUGAUGCCGGAUUUUUACACCUUCAUGGCCAUCAUCAUUUUCAGCGGGCUUGUGAGUGUUCACCACAGAGCAGACUACUGGAAGAAGAAAUGGCCUUACAACUUUUCCUUCCCCAGUGACAACAUGACACGGGACCGCUUCGAAGCCAUAUUGUGGUCACUCCACCUGAGUAACCCAGCUGACGAUGAAGACAACGAACGCAACAAGAACACUGCUGCAUAUGACAGGCUUUUCAAGAUCAAGCCCCUGUACACCGAAAUAGUGACUGCGUGCCAAGCCCAUUUCCAGCCAUACAGGAACAUCUCCAUUGAUGAGCGGAUGGUGGCCUCCAAGGCACGCAUCAGUAUGAAGAUGUACAUGAAAGACAAGCCCACCAAGUGGGGAUACAAGCUCUUUGUCCUUGCAGAUUCCAAGACAGGUUACACCUGGAAUUUUUUUGUGUACACCGGCAAGAGUAGCUCAAUCACAGGCCAUGGUCUGAGCUACUCCUCAGUGAUGGACCUUCUGCCACGUGGGGUGCUUGGUGAUGGCUACACUCUCUAUGUGGACAAUUUUUACACGAGCCCGGCCCUCUUUCAGGAUCUGAGGCGCAAGAACUUUGGAUCUUGUGGGACCAUCAGGACGAAUAGAGUCGGAUUUCCUAAGACUGAUAAGAAUGACUUGCCCAAAAAGAGUGAGAGGGGUGAUCUUAGAUGGAUCAGGAAAGACGGUCUUCUGUUUGUCAAGUGGAUGGAUACCCAUGAAGUCACGAUGUGCUCCUCAGUGCAUGGGGCUUUCAGUGGGCAAACUGUCUCAAGGAGUGUGAAGGAGGCUGGUGUGUGGAGGAAAAAGGCUGUCCCUGCUCCGGACGCUGUCAUAGACUACAACCAGCACAUGGGUGGUGUUGACCUGUCAGAUGCCAUGAUUAGUUAUUACAGCGUGAGCCACAAGACCACAGAAUGGUACAAGACUUUUUUUUACCAUUUUCUUGACAUCGCUGUGGUGAACAGCUUCAUCUUGUACAAGGAACUCUGCAAAACCAGGAAUGAGCCAAAGCAGAUGACUCACAAAGAGUUCAGGGAGAACCUUGCAGCAGAGAUGCUGGAAUUUGCCAAGGGCUCAGCACCACUGCCAUCACCACGUGUCACCUGCAUGCCCAUGUUCUAUGGUGGGGAUGCCACCAAGACGCGGAAGUACUGCAAGAGGUGCAGUCAGACUGGCAACCUUCGAGUGAAGACACCUGUGCAUUGUAGGAAGUGUCAGGUCGCUCUGUGUUUCACCCCCCAGAGGAACUGUUUCCAACUAUGGCACGAUGCAAAGUAG